ACUCCACACAAGCAAUCUUUCUAAAGGUUCCACCUUUUUCAAUUCCGAUAGAAAAUCAAAUUACUCAGAUCAUUAUUACAAACUUCAAAGUCAAUAUUCAUCAAUCAAUUCAUCACUCCUCAACACAACUUCAAAAUUUUCCCAGGAAUUGUAGAAUUUUGAUUAUUUUUUGAAUUUUUUUUGGAAACCCCAAUUGAUUUGGAUUGAGGGGUAGUUAAUUAAUUGAUUGGUUAAUUGAUCUUUGAAGAUUUUACUGCUAACAAUUCCUGUGGAUAAGCGAAAAUGUUUACGAGAAUCUUUGGAAAACCAAAACAAGAAACAAAUGCUCUAGCAACUUUAGACAAGUUAAAUGAGACGCUUGAGAUGCUUGAGAAAAAGGAAAAAGUUUUAUUGAAAAAGGCUGCUGGUGAGGUUGAAAAAGCAAAGGAAUUUACUAGAGCAAAAAACAAAAGAGCUGCAAUACAAUGUUUGAAAAGGAAAAGGCUCUAUGAACAGCAAGUCGAACAGCUUGGAAAUUUCCAAUUGCGUAUUCAUGAUCAGAUGAUACUGUUAGAAGGUGCAAAAGCCACAACAGAAACCGUUGAUGCUUUGAGAACUGGAGCAGCUGCAAUGAAAGCCAUGCAGAAGGCGACGAAUAUUGAUGAUGUUGAUAAAACAAUGGAUGAAAUCAACGAGCAGACUGAGAAUAUGAAAAUGAUUCAGGAAGCAUUAUCUACGCCAAUUGGUGCAGCUGCUGAUUUUGAUGAAGAUGAGUUGGAGGCAGAACUUGAAGAACUAGAAGGAGCUGAGUUGGAGGAACAACUCCUUCAGCCUGCAACAACUGCCCCUUCUGCACCUAUUCAUCUGCCUACUGGUAGGCAACAAGUGCGUCCUGCCGCCCAGCAGAACAAAGCAGAAGAAGAUGAACUUGCUGCUUUGCAGGCUGAAAUGGCUCUUUGAAGAGUUAUAAUCGCCAAAUAAGGAAUGCUGUAAAGAUUGAAUGUACUCUUGUGAUGGAUGAUUGUUUGAAUUUUUGAUGUGCAUGCUGCCUUACAAGUAACUGUAUAGAUUACAGGAGUUGAUUUAAAUUUUUAUGUCAAGUUGAAAUGGGAAGAGUGUGCUAUUUUUAUAUGAAAUUUUUAUUCUUGAAAUUGUACAAAAAUUGUCUCUUCUAGCAAACAUUAAAGUACACCUUUUGUUCUCCAACUUGA
Nicotiana attenuata is the source of this 1190-nucleotide messenger RNA. Its product is annotated as vacuolar protein sorting-associated protein 32 homolog 2-like. Gene Ontology annotation, biological process: vesicle budding from membrane; late endosome to vacuole transport via multivesicular body sorting pathway. Gene Ontology annotation, cellular component: multivesicular body; cytoplasmic side of plasma membrane; ESCRT III complex. The record is from RefSeq and is a predicted model, not a curated record. Bases 283 to 939 code for a protein of 218 amino acids. Lineage: Eukaryota; Viridiplantae; Streptophyta; Magnoliopsida; Solanales; Solanaceae. The transcript has 8 exons.